Closterium sp. NIES-67 is the source of this 3932-nucleotide messenger RNA. Lineage: Eukaryota; Viridiplantae; Streptophyta; Zygnematophyceae; Desmidiales; Closteriaceae. The record is from the annotation of a GenBank genome assembly.
AUGGUUUUUAGAUUGCCACUUUUUUGCGAUGUAACAUCCGGCGUUUGAGUCAAACGCACGCCUUUCCAGCCACUUGUCGCGGCGGCAUUUAUCACGCAAAGGCUGCUGCAUCCUACUACUACUAGUACUCUUAGUACUAUUAUUCGUCGUAGCGGCAUUUUUCCAACAGUGGUCUUCCGGCGCUCCCCUGGAAGCACGCGCGCCAUCAUGGCGGAGCCUCGGAGGCCCGGCAUGGGCGCGGACGGCGCGGGUAGCCGCAUGAUAUGGCUCGGCGCGCUGUUCGUGCUGCUGACGUGUCUCGCCGCGGUGUCUCCCGUCCGCUGUGUGCCCUACGCUGCAUCCCAAGUAAAAGUUCUCCUGGACUGCCAGAAGGCGUGGGGGAAGACGUUCACUGCCUGGGCGCUUGAGAAUGCUUACUGCCCCAACGUUACAGAAUAUGGAAAUCCCUUCUGUGAUGCCAAGGGGAUGGUAACCUCCAUAAAUCUCGGCGGUGGUAACCUCCAUGGCACAAUACCAGCGUCACUGGGAAAUCUUAUAUCGCUGACCUACUUGGAUCUACAUGGAAAUUAUUUAGCCAGACCCAUCCCAUCUACUAUUGGGAGCAUCAGCAGCCUGCAGUACCUGGAUCUAAGUGAGAAUUAUUUAACCGGACCCAUCCCAUCUACAAUUGGGAGCAUGAGCGGCCUGCAGGACCUAAGCCUUUCAGAUAAUUUGCUGGGAGGACCCAUACCUGAAACAUUUGGCAAUCUUCAAAAUGUGACCAUGUUGAGUUUAAACAAAAACGCCUUGACCGGACCAAUUCCAUCUACUAUUGGCAACAUGACCAGCCUCAAAGGAAUAUGGUUACAUAACAACACCUUGAAUGGCACCCUUCCGGAAUCGCUCGGCAAUCUCAUCAGCCUCCAGAGCCUGGGCCUUGGUUCGAAUUUUCUGUCUGGUUCCAUUCCGGAAUUCCUUGGGAACUUUGUUGAUUUGGUGCUCAUGGAUUUGAACGACAAUGGCAUGAGUGGAUCCAUUCCGUCUUCUUUUCAAAGCUUGACAAAAAUGAUAUACAUGGAUCUUGGGUCGAAUUUUCUGUCUGGUCCCAUUCCGGAAUUCCUUGGGAACUUUGUGGAUUUGACGAUAUUAAACCUGCAGAACAACAAUUUUAAUGGAACCAUUCCUGAAUCAUUCAGCAAGCUCACAAAUCUUUGGGAUUUGUAUUUUGACCGCACCGGCGUGACGGGAGCUCUCCCUUCAAUGCUCGGCUAUUUGACUGGCCUUUCAUCCUUGCGUGUUGAUCAGACAAAACUAAAAGGGGUGAUCCCUCCGACGCUCGGUUAUCUGACCAACCUCGUAUCCUUGGACAUAUCCGGAACAGCACUCACAUGCCCACCGGCCCGUAGCAGCUGUGUGAUAACACAGGACGUGACAAGCGCAUUCUGCGCUACGUGUUUCGCCUUCUGCUCCACCUGUGUUAUGAAACCACCCUCUGCUGCAAACACCUCACCUCAAAUGCAAGUCCUCCUGGACUUGCAGCAGGAGUGGGGUCAGACUUUCAAAGGGUGGGUGGCUGGAGGAAACUGCAGCCUUGCAGAGCAUGUGACCUGCGAUGCCAAAGGCAUGAUCACCAAGAUAGAUUUAAACGAACAUAGCUUAACUGGAACCAUCCCACCCUCUAUCAGCCAAUUGGCUAGCCUGCGACACCUGAAUCUACACCAAACCGGCUUGACAGGAUCGAUUCCGCGCACCCUUGCAAGCUUGUCCAACCUCACAUCCUUGGAUCUCCGUGAAAAUAACCUCACUGGAUGGAUACCCGCUGGCAUUGACGGACUCCUCAAUCUCCGCUAUUUGGGACUGAACACAAAUCGUUUAACUUCGUCUAUUCCACCUGCCAUUUGCAACAUAACCGGUCUCACUACCCUGGAUUUAUGUUAUAACGCUCUCUCUCAGUCCAUUCCAGAGUGCAUUGGCAACCUCAUCAACUUGGAUGGUUUAUACCUGUUCAAUAACAGGUUAAGUGGCAGCAUUCCUGGAUCCAUGAGCAAGCUCGUGAAGCUUACACACCUUGAUUUUACCCUAAACAAAUUCACUGGCGAGCUCCCUCCGACAUUGGGCCGCCUUACCCGCCUUUAUGCAUUGGACAUCACCAACACGACAAUCACAUGCCCACGUGACAAAAGCAGCUGUGUGGUCCCACAGACUCAGUCAAGCGCUUUCUGCAAGGCGUGCCCAACCUUCUGCUCCACCUGUAUUACGGAACCGCCCUCUCCCACACCAUCCUCCCCUUCUACCCCUCCACCUACCAACUCCACAACGCCAUCCUCCCCAGGCUCAGUACCCUCCCCACCCUCCUCCCCCUCUCCAGCCCCACCUUCCAUCUCCUCGCCUUCCCCCGCCCCAUCACCAGUGCCCACACCCUCUCCACCUCCUCCCACCACCUCAACUGCCAGUCAACCUGCAGCUGCUCCCUCCCAGUCUGGAGGCGGCAUGUCCACGGCAGCUAUUGCUGGCAUUGCUGCUGCUGCCGUGGUGCUUGGCCUCGCGCUUCUGCUGCUGGGAGUCAUGUUUUGGAGGCGACGGCGUACUGAGGCAGCAGCAGCAAGCGGGUAUGCUGGAACGAAUGGGGAGGGCAAAAACUUGGCAGCAGAAAGUGCGCUCCAAGAUACACACCAUAACGAGGAUGGUCCGGAAGCACAAGCAGGAGUAGGAUGGGCGGCAGCUGCAGCUGCAGCUGCUGCAGCAGCAGGAGGGAGGGACGACCCUGGUGCUGUGGUGGAUGUGGAGGCCGCACGGCCAGAUGUGUGUCGGGAGUAUUCCCUGGUAGAUAUGGAGAAGGCUACUGAAGAGUGGGCAGAAAAGAACAGGCUUGGCAGCGGCAGCUUUGGGGAUGUGUACAAGGGCGUGUCUCCCUACGAUCGCAAUAAAGCUUGGGCAGUCAAACGUGCCCGAGUUCUCUCCAAUGACUUUCAGAUCGAGGUGAAGGAGAUGGCAAGCAAGCACCACCCUCAUCUCGUGCGGCUGCUGGGCUACUGCCUGGACUUCAACCCGGCAACGCGUAAGAUGGAGCAGAUCCUGGUGUACGAGCUCAUGCACAACAACGAUCUCGAGACCUGGGUUGGACCUGGUGUCGCCAACCCCCUUUCUCUGCGGCAGCGGUUGGACGUGCUGAUUGGAGUGGCUAAGGGGCUGCAGUACCUGCAUGAAUUCGGCAUUGUGCAUCGCGACAUGAAGCCCGCCAACAUUCUCCUCGAUGCAAAGAUGCAGGCCAAGAUUGCUGACUUUGGGCUGGUGAAGCUGAGUGGAGGCACCGCUAUGGGCACCACGGUGGCUGCCACUCGAGUGAUGGGAACACCCGGCUUCGUGGACCCAGCCUACUACAAGUCGCACAAGGCCACUCCAGCCGCAGAUGUCUACAGUUUCGGAGUGGUGAUGCUGGUGGUCAUCACAGCACGCAAGGCGGUUCACGUGACAGAGGACACUCACACCAACCUCAGGAAAUGGGUGGCUCCACUGGUGGAAUCCAAUGCAGUAUCGGCAUUCAAGGACCCUUGUUUGGACGCACCGGAUGAUCUCGUGCUGCGCUUGGCCCGCCUUGCCCUCUCCUGCACUGCCAUGCCCACGGCCUCCCGCCCCUCAAUCAGCCAAGUGCUGGUAGAUCUGGUGAAGAUGAGGGAGGAUGCUUUUGGAGCGCAGGCAAACAGGGUUGCAUCUCGCAUUGACGAGGAAAUCGACGCUUCGUUUCAGGUGGAUUUCGAUGCUGAGAUUGCUCGAGUGAAGAGCAUGGGUGUCUCGGGUAGCUCGUCUGGAAGUGUGUAGUGGGAAGGAUACCUAAGAGCUCCGCUGUAACGCUGUAGACGCCUAAGUACUGUUUGAUUGUCGAGUGUAUCAAACACCCUGUGUGCUCUCAUAUGCUCGUACCAUAUUCCCCCGUAUAUAACACCCUAAGGUAU